UGUUGCUGUGCUUGUGAAAGUAUAAAAAUUUAAUUCGAUUAAGUUUUAGCGAUUUCUACGAGCAAAAAGUGAAAAGUGCCUGCAUUUAGUGUGAGUACAAUAACAACUACAGUGUUUUUGCUUACAAAAUCGUAGGCCGCGUCAAGUGUUUUAUUUUCCAAGCCACCGAAACAGGUUUCGCGACAUGUGUUUGUGUGUUCAAAAAAUAAAAAUAAAAGAAAUCAAUUAAAACGAAAUGAAACCAAACUACUAAAUGUUUAUUAAAGAAGCAAAGAAGCAAUAUAAUUUUAAAAGUGCGCCACAUAUGCCGGCCAUAUGUUGAAAAGUUUCGAUUUUUUUCGAAGUGCUUGCAGCUUUUAGAAUUAUAAAAUCUGUCGCCGAAAAGCCAACAGCUGUGGCGCCUGUGACUGCCGUCUGUUUUCACCAUAAAAGAAAUAUUGCUGCUUUUUGCAAUACACCGAUUAAAAAAAAUUCAAUUGUUGUGCAGUGAAUUAUUGCAAGAGAUGAUUUACUAAAGAGAGCGUCAUCGCACCAUUUGGACGCCGGACAGAAUUAGUGGACGGACACUGACGGUACGAACAAUUUGACGAACCUUUGUGACAAGCUACAGCCCAAAGCCUUCUGAGCCUAACUCCGCUUAUAAACUGAUGACGAACUCCUCUUAAUGUUGCUUUACGUGCGAGUGUGAAUUUUAGACGCAGCGUGGCAGGCAAGUGGCUUACAUUUUGCGCACGUUAACGCCUUUGACACACCCCCUUACACUGGCGGAUAGCAGCCACGCAUUCGCGUUCCACGCGUACCGGCCACGUCACAAACUGAAAAACGCGGGAUGUCGGAAAAAUGGCGUGCACUAAACUCAACUAGCGGAAAUGUACAUGGACAGACACAUAAAACUGUAAAAACAACAGCGGCAGCAAAGACAAGCAGUAAAUCUAAAUUGCAGAAUAUGGCAAGCAAUCACAAUAACUCCGGCAGCAGCAGCCACACAGUACCACAUAUUGGCGCACCUACUUUGAUAUCGACUACACUGCAACAAUUACCACCGCCCGCACCGACACCGACACCGACACCAACGACACCCACACCACAGUCCAUGGCUGGCGGAGAUGGGAAUACCAGCAGUAACUCUCAUUCACCGAACACUGCAAUGCUAGCGUCUGGCGCUGCCGGCAGUGACACCGAGUCCAACUCGACGGACUACAAUGCCGGCGCUAUUGGUGGCGCUGGUGCGGGUGGCGCUCUGGGCGCUGGUGUGCAAUUAAACUUUCAUUUAUUGGAUGCCGGCACCGCUGGCGAUGGUAAUUCAAUAAUGAACUCAUCACAAAUAUCUGGCAACUCCAAUGAGUCGAUGCAGUUGUCGAGCAGUCCAGCCGCUGUUGGUGGUGGCGGUGGUCCUGUGGCAAGCAUUGUUGGCAAAUCGGGCGGUGGCAAGCAUUUGACCGCACACAGUGUGGCAGGGAAAUCCUGUCGCUUUCCGAAACUCGAAGAAUGCGCACACUUCCACUAUGAACGCGUGCAGUUGGGCGCAUUUUCGGUGCGUCUAAUGGACGAUAAAUCCGAAUUGCUGAACAGCAGCAUAGCAUCACAAUCGAUUGGCGGCGAUAUUGCCGGCAGUCAACUGGGACAGGCGCUCAGCAACAGCGGUACCGGUCCCUCAUCCUACCGUUCCUUCUCGCCAGCGAAUUGUUGGUUCAUCAUAAAAGUUUUCCCGCACAGCUGUGAUCCGUUUCUAGUGAAACGUUCCUUUGACAAUAUGCAGAUGUUGGACGAGAUGUUGCAUCGCUGCGUGUAUGAUCGCAAAAUAAGCGGUCUGAAGAAUUUGGAAGAGUUGGAUUUCAAGAGUGAGGAAGAUGUCGAAUAUGCGGUCGCAAAGUAUUUGGAGCGUUUCUCAAAGAUCGCCUCCGAUUCGUUAACAUGCGGCACUAUACUCACUUGGUUGCAAUUGGACAAUAAGGGACGUCGUUUACCGCUAGCCGAUGGUGAUACAAUGCGUACGAUAAAUACACCCGCAGUGGGAGCCGCUUAUGGUGUGCGUCGCUAUCAGGCGCAAGCAUCCGAUGAAAUCUCUAUUGAAGUGGGUGAUAUGAUCUCCGUUAUUGAUAUGCCUAGUCCGGCUGAAUCGAUUUGGUGGCGUGGCAAGAAAUCACAUUUACAAAAAUCACAAUACGAAGUUGGUUUCUUUCCGCAAUCGUGCGUGGCUACAAUCGGUGAUAAGGUGCCGCGUCAUUUUCCCAUGCCAGCGCCAUUAGUCGGGCAAUUGGAUGUCUCGCCAACGAAACCGGUUUUGCGUAAACAUGGCAAACUCAUUGCAUUCUUUCGUUCGUUCAUCUUAUCGCGGCCAUCACGUCGUCGCCUCAAGCAGAGCGGCAUCUAUCGGGAACGCGUCUUCUCGUGUGAUCUAUCAGAGCAUUUACUCAACAGCGGGCAGGAGAUACCAAUGGUAUUGAAAUGUUGCGCGGAAUUCAUUGAAGAAUAUGGUAUAGUCGAUGGUAUCUAUCGGCUUUCGGGUAUUACGUCGAAUAUACAAAAGUUGCGACGCGCUUUCGACGAAGAGCGUAUACCAGAUUUGGGUAAUCCGGAGAUGAAACAAGACAUACACGCGGUUAGUUCGUUGCUGAAAAUGUACUUCCGAGAAUUACCGAAUCCUUUGUGCACAUACCAGUUGUAUGACAACUUUGUUGAGGCCAUACAAGAGAAGAGCGAGUCGAACGAACGACUUCGGCUGAUGAAGGAGACUGUACUGAAGUUGCCGCCACCGCAUUAUCGCACAUUGAAAUACUUAGCGGAGCAUCUAAAUCGCAUCUCACAACACUCUGCACGCACCAGCAUGAAUGACAAGAAUCUGGCUAUAGUUUGGGCUCCCAAUCUACUGCGCUCACCAGCGCUCGAGUCCGGUGGUGUGGCAGCGCUACGCGGCGUUGGCGUACAAGCUGUCGUCACUGAGUACCUGAUACGUAAUUGUCACAAUAUUUUCGACGCCUUCGAUGAUAUGAAUGUGCGUCUUAGCUACAUUGCCACAGCUGGCGCGGCACAAGCCAACGAGACGCGUCUCGAUUCGUUAACGGAUUGUGAGAGCUUGUUAGUGGAACAGCGCGAACACGAUCAAUCGCUUACCUAUAUGGAGCGUCCGAAAAGUCUUAGCACUGGCGGUCCUAAGUUGAUUAGUUUAGAGGAGGCACAGGAGCGUCACUCACGUAUUGAUGGGCUCGAUAUGAAGACUACGAUGCCUAUAAAUAUGGUAUCCAGCAAUGCUGCAAAUAUUGGCUCAUACAUUGAGGUCGGCGGUGGACCAUCUAGUCUACCUGAUAAAUAUCAUACAGUGCUGUCGGUGCCACGCAGCUGGCAGAAGCGGAAAACACAUUCAUGGAAAUCGCUCUUUACACGUAAUCAACGACCAAUCAGCAACGGCGCACACGAUUUGAAGACUGGUGCCGCGUCAACUGCAGUUGCUAGUAAUGUUGUGCCGCCAGCGCGUCAGAAGGACGGCAGUCACACGCAAGUCACAUUUGCAGAAGCCGACUUGAUAAUCACAAAUGCCGGUAAAGUGGGUAAGGCGCUGCACAAGCAAGAAAAACCGAAAUCGAUUGAACUAUUCGAGACGAGCAGUCGACGUGACGACGUGGUCGGCAAGCCGAUGGAAGUUUGUGUACGUUCCAACUCCAUCGACAGUCUGCGCACUGCUGGACACUCACGUUCGGUUUCGCAUGAUUCCUACUUUGAUUUGCUGCAGUCACCACAACGUGGACAUGUGACAACUUGUCCGUCACGCGAGCUCUCCGAAUUGGGUUUGAAUUUCGAUCGUGAAGAGCCUGAGAUGCGCAUCUUCUCCGAAAGUGAGUCGUUAGUGAGCUCACCACGUGUCGGCAAGGAAAAUAUACCACCAUCUUCUGGCGCAGCUUCACGCCGCAUAUUGCGCGCGCGUCCCGAGGAGUUUUCCAGUCAGACAAACAGCGUUAAUCCGAGUCCCAAAAAGCAGCCACGUCUCAAUUUGCAUCUUUCACCAAGCGCAGCUUCCGCUUUGGCGAAUAAUUGGGCACAACAGGGCGGCCACGGCGGCGCAGCAGUUAUGCCGAGCGGUACAUUGUUAGACGCAGCUGGCAACGAGUCGGUCUGCCAUGAGCAUCACGCACAUCUCUCUAGUGACGAAAGCUGCUGCAAACGUUACAAGCUCGAGGAUCAAUUGUCCGAUAUACAGUUCAUUGAUUGCAGCACACCUGAGCACACCAUAGCCAAUCCACAGACGCUUUAUGCUAGCGUGCAAGUACAUGCGCCACCCAAGUCAGCGCUCUCCAAAAACUCGCUGUACGGCUCGACAGAGAGUACAAACAAAUCGCAAGAUGCCGUCAGUGCUAAGGCGAUACAAUUUGAAAAAAAGUACAGCAUUGCUGCCAAAGGUGGUGGUGAGAAGAAGACAAGCGCUGGCGCGGCAGCAGCAGCCGCAGCAGGUGGCAGCAUUAUCAGCACACGCUACAGUUACCCCACAGUGCAGUUGGGCGCCAAGCGCAAAGAUCAGGAUUCAUUCAAAGAACGUUUCAGUUAUCCCGGCUCCGGGGUGAGCAAUGAACGUCGCUUCUCUGCAAAAGAUGCCGCAUCCCGCAUGCAAUUCGAGGAUGAGCUUUGCGCCAAACGUGAGCUGGAGAGCAUAACACAAGUACCUUAUGGCAGAAACACAAACUACAACAAUCAUACACAUGCGCCCAAGAAUCUGCCCGAUUUGAUGCGUCCGAAGAAUCGCAACAGCUACUGCAAUGCCAAUGAGGCACUGAAUACGUUACUAUUACGCAAUAGUACCAAUGAAAUAACCAAAGAUGCCAAAUCCGAAAUGGAACGUUCGAAAAUUUCCGUUACACCUUCCUCACCAAUGCAGAGUCCACGCUACUCGUUGUUGGUGGGUGAGACCAGCUCCGAGAAUAGUUCGGCUGUCAAUACACCACAAUAUGAUUUGGAACCGCUAAUGGCUACCUCUGCAAUGUCGGGCUUAUCACAACUCUCGGGCGCAUCCUCACACCAACAGCAGCAACCAUUAUUGUUGGGCGUCGACACUGGCAGUUGUUUGGGCACAUCACACGAAAGUCUCGGCAGCAAUUUCACAUCACACUCGAACAUCACGAACGCAUCGCAUCCCGAACGUCGCGAUAUGCACGCACUUAAACGCGAGCUCUCACUCGAUCUACAACCACUGACCACCAAGAUGACCAUCGACGGUGUGGAUGGUGUUGGCAAUGGUGGUGCUGGACAUGCGUCCACAUUGCCCUACAAUCGACAACGAGAAUUAGCACAACAACUCAUUCCAUCGCCGAAUAAUUCGAAUUUUACAGACAAUACUAGUCAAUCGGUGACGCCCAGUGAAUUCGGCUAUCAGAAUUUGCAACGUCAGUCGAGCAUGCAUUCGUUGAUUGAAACCGAAGCGGAGUCGCCAGCGUAUGAAGAAUACGAGAAUACGCCGAGCAAUAUGGCCUCACCGUUGUUGGGUGCACAGAAGCCGCCACCGUUAGGCGGUCCCACAAGCCCGAUACGUGCUACAAUUAGCAUUACGUAUAAUAUGCGUAGUCCACGCGAAGAAUUGCCAACUAAAGGUUACGCUGUGAUGCGCGACAAGACGAAGGCUGCUGCCAAGGGACCGCUGCUAGAGACGAGCUUCGAUGAGAAUACCGUUUAUGAGCAGGUGCGAUUCUUUAGAAAUUCUGUGACCGAGGUAAAUCAGCUAUUAAACGACGAACGUAAGAGUGCUGUGACGCUCGAAUGUCUGAAAGAGACCAAUGAGAAUGAUAUGCAGGACUUUAGUGCUUACGAAAAUGUACCGCUCCUAAAUGAAAAGACAACUAGCAAGGCAUGUCGGCCAGAUGUGCCGAUGUGUGGCGAGAAAAAUCUGUUAGACAGUUUGGAAGACGACGCCGAGCAAGAAGAUGAGGGUUUGCUCUAUGAAAAUGUGGAAUUGCGCAAACCGAAAAGUGUUUAUGAAAAUUUAUUAGGUGAACAAUUGAAAGGUGAAGUAAGAGAAGCUGAUCCAUCAGACAAAUUAGAAUUGGACAGUUUGGAUAGCAUCAAAACCGACACAGAUAUUGUGAAAGCAGAAUGUGUAGAGCUUGCUAAUGUUAACGCGCAAGAGCUAGAACUUGAACCGCCGCUUAGCGCCGGUAUUGUCGAAAACUCAGCGCGCAAGUCGCCUUCAAACUUUAGCGUUAAAGAGCUGGCUACAAAGUUCGAGAGUUCGCCUGUCGAGCAACUACCUGCCUUCGACUUCAGCUUCCGCAGUUCGAUUAAAAAGCACACAGGUGUUGUGAAUGCCGAACUGAAAACCUCGCAAACGAGUCUCAGCUCGAAUACCGAACAGACGGUAACAACAAAGGAGACUGUAAACCCCAAACAGAAACUGACGAAAUCACAACAAAUAACGCGUUCGCUGGAUGAGAACGCAUUCGUGCGCGAAUUCGGUUCGAAACAUUUGCAAGAGUUGAACACGCGCAGCACUCAACAGCUGCCCGAACUGGCAGAGGUAACGAAUCGACGCAAAAGUUUCGACUUUACGCGUCCGAAAACGUUAAACCCGCCAAAGCGGCUGCCCGGCAUACCAAUUACCGAAGAGAUUUGUUUGUCGAAGAAUGAAAAGGCAGCGUCGCCGGCUGCAUUCAAGCACGAGAAGAGUUACAACCAUGCGGUGGUGGAUGCCGCAUUAGAAAACGAUUACGAAACAGCCGAACUAAAGAUCACGCCAACCACAGAGAAUCGCAUAUCGCUUAUACAGAACAACGUUAACUCGACAGCGCAGCAAGCAGCGGCUACGGGUAACUCAACCGCCGCCGCUAUAAAUGCCAGCGCCAGCGAUCUGAGCAACUCGAAUUUGAAUUUGUCGACUAGCAGCUUAAAAGUGUUGUCUGGCGUGAAGCUGGACCGCGAACGUAUUGAUAAAAUCAAAGAGGAACGUCGUCAGCAAUUGACGCAAAAGUAUCGCGGCGAUACGACGAACUUCAAGUCGCGUUCGAAAACCGAUCUGCACACGCCAUCACAUAAGGACGACGACAAAUUUAAUGGCGCCGAAUCGUUGCGUGUCAAAUCGAAAUCACGCGGUGAUAUGCGCGCUCUACAGCAGGAGAACGAAAAUGUUAAAGAGCUACUGGGUCGCGCACGUUUGCUGGCGGGCUCGGAAAGCACUUUGCAUGCUCCACGCGUGCGCAGCAUUUCCGAUGAGAAAAAUCAAAAUUGUGAUGGGAAUACAAUAACAACGGCGACGGUUGUGGCUAGCAAAAAUUCCAAUACGAAUGCGAAUGCUACCAACAACAGCACUACAAACGACAUCACAGCCAACACAACUUCGUCUUUGGGUAAUGUAAACUACGCUAAGAAAACUAGCGCAGCACAGGAAGAGUUCUCGGCACGCGCAACAGUACAGAAAUUCGAGCGGAAAAGUUUUGAGUAUGCCAACGGCAUAGCGGCCCCGAUAGCGUCAACGGCAGCAGCUCGAGAACGCAAUAGCCGCAGUGAGGGGACAAGUGGCGGUACGAAUAAUAGCUCCAGCGGUAUUGGCAGUCACGCAGCCUUGUCGACCAGUCGGCAAAGUCUAACGUCAACCCGUGAGAAAAUCUCACCACAAUUCUCCAUACGUGAUAUGACGGCGAUGUUCGAGUCACGCUCUCAGAACUCUUAAAACGAGUAAACGCAUGCAAAAUAUGUGGAAACUCAAACAAUUUUGUAUUUAUAGAACACAUAACUGUACAACAGCAUAUUAAAAAGAAGUGGGCAGACAGAUUUCCCCCAAUAUCACAAGCAUACACACACACACACAUACACACAUGCAGUAAAGUAUGGAAGAAGAAAGCAUUUAUGCAACAAAUAUAACUAAAAUUCAAAAUAAUUUAUAUAUACAUAUAAACAAAACUUAAUAAAUAAACGUAUAUAUGUAUAG
This is a messenger RNA of Bactrocera tryoni, 7903 nucleotides long. It is a transcript of the gene CdGAPr, whose product is annotated as GTPase-activating protein CdGAPr. The transcript has 7 exons. Lineage: Eukaryota; Metazoa; Arthropoda; Insecta; Diptera; Tephritidae. The record is from RefSeq and is a predicted model, not a curated record. Bases 830 to 7645 code for a protein of 2271 amino acids. Gene Ontology annotation, biological process: small GTPase-mediated signal transduction. Gene Ontology annotation, molecular function: GTPase activator activity; protein binding.